UGUUAGUGGCAUGCACUCAUUUUGAUAUAGCACCACGAGCAAGGCUGCACCAAGAUAUUUGCAGCAAUAUGAAAAACAGAUGGACCUACACGUUAGCAGCACUCGGAGUGCUUCUUUUAGAAUCAUUCACUCAAGUCCAGUCUCAAGGUCUCAUGGGAGGAUUCAAAGGUCACAAUCGUGGAACGGGAGCUGUGGAGCUAUUGUUGGCGACAGGAAUACUCGCCAAACUUCUGAAUUUCCGUAACAAGCACGGAGCCCAUAUGGGACGGCAUUUGCUGCAUGCACUAAUUGGCCCCAGAUAUCCAGCAUCACAUCUUAGAUAUCCUCUUGAUAUGCCACAAGUUGGAGCACAUCCUUUGCUACAGGAUGAUUUACUGGAGCAACAUGCAUCCAUGUCGUCACUGUCCUUAAACGAUGCAGAUUUGAUGUUGAAUCAAGAAAGUGCUUUGUUGGCCUCAAGGGCACCCUUACUGAUGAGCCCUUCAAUGUUAUCGGAAAGCAGUUUCUUGGCAGAAGCUCAGCUUGGGCAACAACUUUUAGCAGCCAGGAAAGCUAGGAAGAUACUGGAAGCCAAGAAGUUGCUCGCAGCUCAAGAAGCCAGCUCAUUACUUGCUGCCCAAAGUGAAGCUGCUCAUUAUUUAGCAAAUCAUGACGGGUUUCACACGCAUGGUUUCUUAGCAGAUCAAUCAAAACAGGUAUAUACAGCACUACCAGCACCAAAGCAAAUACCUCAACGAACCCCUAAUUUAGGGCAAGCAGUUGGAUUCCCUAAUUUAGGAAGCAGUAACUCAGGUCAUGGACAAAAUGGCUUUGUAGGAUCUAAUGUUCCCCCUCAAUAUCAAGGAAUACAAGGACAACAAAAUUCUGGACACCAAAAUUCUUACCAUGGAAAUCCUGGACCGCAAAUAAAUUUCAACCAAGGAAAUCCUGGACACCAAAUAAAUUUCAACCAAGGAAAUCCAGGUCUUCAAGGCAAUUUCCAGGGCAACUCUGCACCUCAAAAUAAUUAUCAUGGCAAUUCUAUACCUCAGGGUAAUUAUCAGGGCAAUAUUGGCUCUCAAGAUUUCCAGCCAGCUUCCUCAGAUAAUGGGAUGAUGAGCUCUGCAUCGUCCAGUCAUUACCAUUCAGUCCCUUUCAGGCAACCAAAUAACUAUGGGUCUCAAGGAAAUUUCCGUGGUAAUUCAGGUCAAAGAAUGAACAAUUUCAUGACUCCAGAAGAAGCUCGUCAUCUUCAGUCUACUGUUGCCAGAGCUGAUGACGUCUUAACGUUGCCUCCUGGGUUUGAUGACGAAGAUGCUGCUCAAAUCAUCGCUGGUUUACAGUAAAGGUCGCUGGCGACCGAUUAGUACAAACUUUUUCAUUAAAUAAAAUAUAUUAUAUAAUGUUCAUCAUUACCAAGAUACAAAGAAGAUGCAUGCAGGUUUUUGCAUUAAAUAUCUUGAAAAUAAAUAGUCGUUAAAGUAAAAAUAAUCAGCAAAUAUCACUUCAUGGAAUUUU
Molecule: messenger RNA, 1497 nt
Organism: Argiope bruennichi
Lineage: Eukaryota; Metazoa; Arthropoda; Arachnida; Araneae; Araneidae
Exons: 4
Coding region: 69-1325 (418 amino acids)
Source: RefSeq, a predicted model, not a curated record